Molecule: messenger RNA, 1356 nt
Organism: Vespa mandarinia (Asian giant hornet)
Lineage: Eukaryota; Metazoa; Arthropoda; Insecta; Hymenoptera; Vespidae
Source: RefSeq, a predicted model, not a curated record
CCGUCUAAGCUACGGGGGGCCUCCUUUUACAUUCGCCCGCCUAUAAAGUUCUUCUGGUGACCGCGCGCCCGUCUCAGAAACGCUCCACCCUUGAGCGCAUCGACCAGACAGCUUAGGCCGCUUUCAUCUCGCACCAUGAAAUUUCACAUUUUCCUGCUUACCGUUCUUCCGGUAUGCCUGGCACAAUUCACGAUUCAAGGAGCCAGCGACGGGAAUCGGGUCUCUCAAGGUCUUAGAUAUAGCGAGGAGAAAGGGAUCGAGUAUACCGAUCAAAGUGCAUCGUUAGGAGCUGGCGAUUUUACGAUUCAAGGUGCAACCGAUGGCAAUUCGGAUUUCAAAAUCCAAGGCGCUACCGAUGGACAUUCGAAUUUUCAAAUUCAAGGACCGUCCCAAGGUGCCAUAUCAACGUUCAACGUUCAACCACCUACAGAUGGACAUAGCCAAUCGAUUAUUCAAGGACCAUACGAUGCCAAUCAGGCUGGCACGAAGUCACUUCAAUAUAACGAUCCCAGUGGAUUAAGAGUCAAUUGGAAAUCGUACAGUCACGAUCGACAACCGAGAUUACAACAGGCACAACCCGAACCAGCACAUUAUGCCGAACCAGCUGCCCCACGAGGACCACCCCCUCCGCAACAUCGUCCACCACCAGUUCAACCACCGAUUCAACAACCAUCUUACAGGCCCUACAACGAUGCACCAGCUCAGAUUAAACAGUUGCUUCAAUUCCAGGCACAAAUACCAUACGUCAAUGCCAUACCCGAACAAUUCAGAUACGAUCACUUGGCGGCAGCACAGGCACAGGCACAGCAAGUACAAGCUAAAUAUCAACAAGAGGCUCAACCUCCGGAAUAUCGUGGUACCAAACCACGUGGUGGUCCAUCCAGACAUCGAAGACAAGCACCUCAAUAUUCUAAACAAUCUCAAGGUCAACAUCCUCAGGCUCAACAACAACCACAGUAUAGAAGAUUAUCCCAACCACCGACCGAACCUGCUCCUCAAUAUUCAACGAACUUGCCAAACAAUUUGCAAGAAUUGUUGAAGUAUCAAGCACAGAUACCCUACAAUAUUAUAGCGAAUCAAAUAAGAUACGUUCCUGAUAAGCCUUAUGUACCGCAACCGAUUCAACAGUCAAAUCCUCAAACGGUCCAAUCUGCUCAGUAUCAAGGCCAAGGUGAUCAAUAUCAAGGUCAAGCGAGUACGUACUCGCAACCACAGAUAAACGCCUAUAAAUCUUAUCCCCAGGAACAGCCUGGUUAUUAUGAUCAGGGACAAGGAGUACGUCCUGUCACCGAAAAUCAUUAUUAAAUCGAAUGUGUGAGAUUGAGAGAAAGUAUGUGAGAAUGAGAUAGACAGAGA